Molecule: messenger RNA, 1461 nt
Organism: Microthlaspi erraticum
Lineage: Eukaryota; Viridiplantae; Streptophyta; Magnoliopsida; Brassicales; Brassicaceae
Source: the annotation of a GenBank genome assembly
AUGGCUGAGGAAAACAAUUCAGAUGUCAAAGAGGUUGAGAAGUGUGUCGGCACAAAUCCUCCAGUGAUGUCCGAAGAAGAGAUUGACAAGUGUGUCGAACCAAAUACUCCGGUGAUGUCUGAAGAAGGAUCUGUGGGAACAGUAAUUAUAAAGGAUGUGGAAGAUGUUACAUCUGUGGUGUCAUCAAAGGGUCAAGAAGAGUGUACAUCAGAGACUAAUGAAGUGCCGCCCAAGCCACAAGUUGCAAAUGUGAGACGACAUUCGACCGGAACGAUUGGUACACGAGCUGGUAAACUUCAGGUUCAGUCUCGUUACCGAGGGAAUCAUCAUGUGCCUUCGAGACAUGAACACUGUAAACACGGCGGGAACAAGAGGUGUGAUGGUCAAGAUAAUGCGGUGAAAGUGAAACCAUGGAAGAUGGCGAGGAGGAAGAGUGUUGAUGAAGUCUCUAAAGUGGUAAAGGUUGAGACUUCAAGUUUGACUAGGAAGUCCUUGGGAAGUGUGACUAGACAGAUUCCGGUCAUUACCAAACCGGAGAGUUCUCAGGCUGGAAAGAGAGAUGUCUUGGCUGUGAAGAAAAAACCAUGUGCUUCUGUGAAAUCAGAGUCGUCUAGCGUUAAAGAUGAAAGUGAGAUGGCGAAAGAAACUAGGAAGAAGAAAGAAACUCAGAGUGGUUCUAAAAAUGUGUCUGGCUUGAGGAAUGAGAAGUCAAAUUCUGCUGUGAAGAAAGUCUCAAGGAUAAGUGACGGUGAAAGUUCUAAAGUCUCUGCUCCAAAGAAUAAGGAGAAGGCAAUUAGCGGUGAAGAUGUAAAAGAGAAGACUGUGUGUGUUGUUGAAUCUAGCGUCAAAGGUGUUAAGAGCGAGAAGCAGCCAACAACCAUGAGAAGUGGACAUAAAAGCUUGAAUGGUUCUAAACAGAUUCCUGGUACAAUCAGUAGUGGUUUGACUAAGAAGAAGGAAAGUGUUGCUGAAGAUCUUAAAGGGAUAAAUACAAAGCCUGAGAAGAAGAUUAGGGCUAAGAAGACAGGAGUAAAAGUGACUACACCUAAGCAGCUGAGUUUCAAGAAAGGAAAGACUCUUGAGCUGAAACCUGAGAGUUCAUCUCCGAGAUGGCACAAGUUCAGAAGGAGGGCUGUGCAAGAACAAAAACCCCAAACCGAAGGGAGGAAGAAGGUUCUGAAAGAAGUUGUUGUGACGAAAAGUGAUGCUUGUGAAGGAAGUAAACGUGCCAAGGUUGUUCUAAAGCAUAGAAAAGUAGAAGGGAAGAAGAAGAUGGUAACACUGUUCAACAGUGUGAUUGAGGAGACGUAUAAUAAGUUGACAAAAGUGAGGAAACACAAAGUGAAAGCUCUUAUUGGUGCUUUUGAAACUGUUAUCUCUCUUCAGGAUGCCAAGACAAAACCUCAGAGCAAGGCCACAACAUCUGCGUCUCAGGUUAGUCCUUUAAGUUCCGAACAGUGA